Molecule: messenger RNA, 2493 nt
Organism: Penicillium odoratum
Lineage: Eukaryota; Fungi; Ascomycota; Eurotiomycetes; Eurotiales; Aspergillaceae
Product: crossover junction endodeoxyribonuclease
Exons: 2
Coding region: 1-2493 (830 amino acids)
Molecular function (GO): 5'-flap endonuclease activity; crossover junction DNA endonuclease activity
Source: RefSeq, a predicted model, not a curated record
AUGGGCAUCCCAGGUCUCAUUCAUGCCAUUGGCAAGGGGGAGCGCAUAUCCUUGUCAAAAUUGGCGAUCACACAUUUGGAGCGAACAGCAAGGCCAAUCCGAGUCGCAGUCGAUAUUUCUAUCUGGCUCUUUCAGGUUCAAGCUGGUCGCGGUGGAAAGAAUCCUGAGCUUCGCACAUUGUUCUAUCGACUUCUGAAGCUGCUGGCAUUACCAGUCCACCCGCUUUUUGUCUACGAUGGCCAUCAAAAACCUCCCUUUAAGCGGGGAAAGGCAGUUUCUCCGCGCAGUUACGGCAAUGCACCAAUUAUCCAGCGUUCCAAAGAUCUCAUCGAGCGGUUUCGAUUUCCGUGGCAUGAGGCUCCGGGGGAGGCAGAAGCUGAAUGCGCGCGAUUACAGCAAGCAGGCAUCGUCGACGCAGUAAUGAGCAACGAUGUUGAUGCGCUCAUGUUUGGGUCUACGCUGACGAUCAUGAAUUUUUCGAAAGAAAGCGGCACAGGUACAUCUGGGGCGACCCAUGUUACUUGUUAUCAUCUGGGCAAUGAAGAUCAUGUGUCAAAUGUCCCUCUAAGCCGAGCAGGAAUGAUCUUGUUUGCCAUGCUCAGUGGAGGCGACUAUCUACCAGGGGGUGUUCCAAAGUGUGGACCCGGAUUGGCCGCAGAAAUUGCUAAAGCUAAUUUUGGUGAAGAUCUGCUGGAAGAGCUUGCAUCUAAUUCUCCUGAUUUGAACAUACGCCUCGGCGAAUGGCGAGAGCGACUGCAGUACGAAUUGGAGGAGAAUGAAAGCGGCUAUUUCACCACAAAGCACAAAGCUGUUCGCAUUCCCGACACUUUCCCUGAUCGAACAAUUUUGGAGUACUACGCGGAGCCAAAGGUUUCUACGGAUGAGGAAAUGGUCACACUUAGACGCAAUCUUAGGAACGCUUGGGACCGGGAUAUCGACCCGCUCGCGAUAAGAACUUUUGCGGCUGAUAAUUUCGAGUGGAACUAUCGUUCAGGCGCCAGAAAGGUGAUCAGGAACCUGGCAGAACCUCUCCUCUCUUACAGGCUUCGUUUGCAACGUCCAGUAUUGGGAUUAUCGCAAGGUACAUUAGCGCCCGAUUGUGAUACGCCAUGGAUGCAGAAAGUGUACAAGACUCGUGCGAAUUUCGGCACUGAUGGCACGACCGAACUGCAAAUGGACAUGCUCCCCAUCGAUGUUGUCGGUCUGGAUCUUCUAGCUGAAGAACCGAAUCCGCCACAGGAGGUUGUGCCGUCGCAAGAGCUGGCCGAAGGAGAUGAGGAAGAUGAUCUAGAAGUUGCCAACGACGGACCUCCAGUGACACCUUCUAAGUGUCGUCCCAAAAAGCGCUUUGAUCCCUUCGUUAUUGAAAAGGUCUGGAUCUUUGAGACUGUUGCAAAACUCGGUGCCCCCGAUGCCGUUUGCGCAUGGAGAAAAGAACAAGCUGAAAAAAAGGCCGCGAAGGAGGCCGCUCAGGCUAAAAAGGCUGUACCCAAGAAACCCGCUACUCGGCGCACUGGACCAAGAAAGAAGGGACCUAUCGACGCAGGAAUGAAGCAGGGGAGCAUCUUGAAAUAUGGAAUGCUCACAAAAGAGAAAUCUGACUUAUCCUCGCACAAUAAAGCACACAUAUUAGAGGCAGCUUCAUCUCAAUCAACGACCAAGGAUCCUUCUCCUGGAUUCCGAACCCCACCUUCAUUUGAGAGCGUUGACCUUGUGUCGGAUCAUUCUCCAAGCAUGUACUCGCGGCAUAAAUCCCCGAGUCAGAUGCGCUUCACUUCUCGUGAGAUUGAUGAAUUCGUUGACUCGUUCUCAUCUCUGCGCACCACACCUUCAACACCAAGACUCAAGCGCCACCCUAUAGUAGGCCACCCCACUUCAGCUCGUGCCGGAGUUUUAACGGCAGGGGGAACUGAUAUUGUGGAUUAUGAGACAUCCAGAUUGUCAUUAUCUGAUACAGUUGUUUUGUCGCAACGCUCAGUACGAAGGGGACUGAAGAUUAGCUACUCGGUAUCGAGCUAUGAUUCUUCGGAUUCAAGUACAGACUCAGUCUCACGAAAACUGACAGUCUCCCCAACUAAAAAGCCUACUCGUCGCAGUCCCAGGGAAUUGGUGAAAAGUCUGCCUGAUAAGGAAAGCCCCCGGGAUAUUGAAGAUCUCGAGAAAGCCGUUGGCUCUCUGUCAUUGUCAAUGAAACAUGACAAUGAGCGUUCUCAAAAACAGCCUACGCCAAUGAGCGGUAAUUCCUGCCUGAAGGAAGAGAAAAAGCCUUCAAAAAAGGCCCAGAAGGAAGAGAAGAUGGUCCCAGAAACCAGACAGACCUUGGGCCACAUUGAAAACAUCUCAGCAGCCAAUGGAUUCUGGUCGUUUGACGAGCCGGUUGGAUGUGAAAGGGAUCUGGAUGCGCACCAGUCUACGGCUGAAGGUGAAAACCGUGGACAAAGGAAGAACAAAGCGAAACGAGUUCCACGGGUCAGCUUUCUUGAUCUGAUUUAA